Scleropages formosus (Asian bonytongue) is the source of this 1408-nucleotide messenger RNA. Its product is annotated as mapk-regulated corepressor-interacting protein 1-like. The transcript is spliced from 5 exons. The coding region runs from base 381 to 677 and encodes 98 amino acids. Lineage: Eukaryota; Metazoa; Chordata; Actinopteri; Osteoglossiformes; Osteoglossidae. The record is from RefSeq and is a predicted model, not a curated record.
UCGCCGGAAGGAGUCGGUGGGCCUGAGGAGGCCCGCGAUCCCGCACACACACGGAUAGGCAGGACGGGAGGGACGCCGAUUAUCCGUGUCUAUACUAGCCGGACACCGUUGCUAGCUGCUGGAGGACCGGGGACGCGCUCAGGGCGACGGUUUGGAGCCCGCCCGGUACAGAACUGUUGGGACCCUGCCUGCCGCGUUGCGUUCUCUUUCACACUCACUCACUGACUGACUCGCUCACACACACAGCGGUCUGAUUAGGUCACUUUCAUUUCGGAGAGCAUCCUCCGUCGACCCUGAAUGAACCAAAGAGUUGAAGUCUCCUGAGGCUCUGCCACACGCUGCCGAGAAGAGCACAAGUUCCGCUGCAGAUCAACACAGACAUGACCAGUUCACCAGCUCCUAGAAUGGUUCACAGUUACAAACGUACCUCCAGUCCCCGGUCUCCCACCAACACUGGAGAGCUUUUUACACCUGCGCAUGAGGAAAAUGUUCGCUUUAUCCACGACACCUGGAUGUGCGUCAUGAGGGACAUAAAGUCUUCCCAGGGCAGCGAGCGCAGUGAAAGAGGACCCCAAGAAUAUGUGGAGAAGAACCCAAAUCCCGCUCUCCACUCUUUCACACCAGUUGACCUCAGUGAGAUCAAGAGACGGAGUGCACAAGACUCCAAGAAGUCUUAGUUGUUUGUCCAGCCCGUCUUUUUUUCCUCCAAUUUUCUCUUUGGUCAAGCCUUCCUAUCAAGCUGCUCAACCAGUCUGUCACUUCCACCCCUGGACAGUUGUCACACGCUUAGAUGGCCGGGAUUGCUAGCCUGCUGUUCUGAAGCUACUGUGCUGCAAUUGUAGUCUUGUGACAGAAAUCUCUCUAUAUCCUGAGCAUCCCUCUCCAAAACACAAGUGCCACACUUUACCUUUCUGGACCUGUGCUUUGGUUGACUCUUGACCUUUAGUCCCUUUUGCUGGGAAGUUUAUCAAGGAGGCUGAACUAUGUUUUCAUGGUGUUUCUUCUGUCCUGAUUCCUGGAUGCAGGGUUACUACGUAAAAAAAAACAGCUUUGAAUAAUAUUAACCGUUCUCUUUUAAAUGAGAUUUACUGAACAGAUGCAGACUGCUUUUAGAAGGCAGUGCAGGGUAACUAGUCUUUUCCCUUAUUUUCUGAGUUACAUUCAGUAGAAUCUACAGUCUUAUGUAAACGCCUUUGCUCUGCUCAAAUUUCUGAUUACAUCUAUAAUAAUAGAUUUUCAGGGCUUUGGAAUUUUUUCUAUUUCAUCAUUGGUAAAAGUAGUUUCACAGAGUGUGAUGAGAGUAGUGGAGCACAGGGGGGUUGGGCUCAGAAUAUUUUAAAAUCAGUUGGUCUUUUUAAUUGAGCUCCUUAGUUUUGGGAAAACUAAAUUUUUGGUCUGCUGGUAGAGU